Messenger RNA from Salmo salar (Atlantic salmon), 1225 nucleotides. Its product is annotated as lipopolysaccharide-induced tumor necrosis factor-alpha factor homolog. Lineage: Eukaryota; Metazoa; Chordata; Actinopteri; Salmoniformes; Salmonidae. Gene Ontology annotation, cellular component: nucleus; cytoplasmic side of lysosomal membrane; cytoplasmic side of late endosome membrane. Gene Ontology annotation, molecular function: zinc ion binding. The record is from RefSeq and is a predicted model, not a curated record.
UCUCUCUCUCUCUCUCUCUCUCUCUCUCUCUCUCUCUCUCUCUCCAGUUUCUUUGUCCCUUGAGGGAGUAGCAGCUCUUAUCUUUAGCUCCACAGUACAUUGUCUCCUCCAGGAUUCCAGACAGGGCGACACUCCCCUACCCCGACAGUAUGGAGAAUGGUCAGCAGUAUAGAAGUCAGUAUGGAUCCCCCCAGCAUAUCCCAGCUCCCUCCUACCCCGGCCCCCCAGCGGCCUACGGCGUACAGGGAGGUGACAAGGGUGGAGCCUACCCCCCUCAGCCUGGCUUCCAGGGAGGUCCCCAACCCAGCAUGUACCCACCACCUCCCCAAUACGACAUGGGCAUGGCACAACCUACAAAUCCCCCUGGGGUAACCAAGGUGGUGGUGAUGCAGCAGCCGCUGCCUAGAGACGUACCCGGCCAGAUGACGUGUCCCCACUGUCAGGUCCAGGUUCUGACAGAGACCACACACACCACUGGACUGCUCACCUGGCUCAUCUGUGGAGUCCUCUUCUGCUUCCUGUGCAUGAUAUUCUCUUGCAUUCCGUUCUGUGUUGACUCCUGUAAGGACGUAGAACACCGCUGCCCCAACUGCAAGACAGUGAUCUACAUCCACAAACGCAUGUGAACAGACCUAGACCAGACACCUGCCACAAAGUGAUGCACACGCACAACUAGCCCAACCCCGGCCCACAGACACUUCUGCCACAAAGUGAUUCUUACCUAUAUUAAUCUAUUCCAGUAGUGUUGAUCCUCUUAGGGAAACUGCAAACCCAGUUUAAUGCACCAGGAUUGGAAAGACAAUGGGCUACUGUCUGUCGCUGAAAUCACUACUGCAGUACCAGCUUUUCAUCUACUGGGAAUGUGUGACAGGGUAUUAUUAUAGUCAUAAUUUAUUAUAUCGUAAAAAUUCAUGAAAACAAAAUGUGCUUCUUGGUCUUCAUUUCAGGUUAAGGUUAGGUAUUAUGGUCAGCAGUGUGGUUAUAUUUGAUGACUUUGUGGCUGUGCCAGCUAGUGACCCCUCCACAGAGCUGCCUCCAGGGCAAGAUUCAUGACAAUAAAUGCCAACCUGCCCCUAAUUAGGGGGAACAGGUUAAAGAGUAGACAGCCAUACAAAUGUACGUGCAAAGACCACGUUUAAUAGGUUUUUAUACUAAUUGUAAUGACGUUUUUCAAUUAAAACAGAUUGUAUUGUUCUUUGCAAUGAAUAAAGGUCAAGUUUAUUGA